Molecule: messenger RNA, 1392 nt
Organism: Tremella mesenterica DSM 1558
Lineage: Eukaryota; Fungi; Basidiomycota; Tremellomycetes; Tremellales; Tremellaceae
Exons: 9
Coding region: 1-1392 (463 amino acids)
Biological process (GO): negative regulation of glucose mediated signaling pathway; cGMP catabolic process; cAMP catabolic process
Molecular function (GO): 3',5'-cyclic-AMP phosphodiesterase activity; 3',5'-cyclic-GMP phosphodiesterase activity
Source: RefSeq, a predicted model, not a curated record
AUGGGAACGAGAGGAUAUACUUUCGAACUGAUCGUUUUGGGUAGUGGAGGAGGUCCUCUUGAGACUGAUUGUUCUGGAUAUCUAUUGAAACCGAUCAACAGACGAUGGGAAGAUGGUUUUUUAGCUCUUGAAGGAGGUUCCGGAUUAGGAGCUUUGGUUUCUCUUUUUCGAGAGAAGGACUCAAGUGAUAUGUUCCCGGAUCUCGUAUUCCCUUCAACACACAAUACUCCGGUUUUGAAAGCUGCUUAUGUAUUUUCUUUCCUCGAAUGUUACCUCAUCACCCACGCUCAUUUAGAUCAUAACCUCUCUCUUAUCCUUCUUUCCGGUUCUUCGAUCCCUCAUGAUAACUCUCAAUCUAUCACUCCAACCAAUCCUCCACCACGAAUAAUAGAAGUUGAACCUCCCCCUCCCGUAAGACCUCCAGUUUACGCCAUAAAACAUACUCUUGAUAAACUCGCCAUGGCGUACGGAGGUGAUCUCUGGCCUCAGUUAGGUUCAUGGGCUCAAGAAGAACUCCCUGAGAACCGUAAGAAAAGACGGAAAACUUCUUUAGCUCACACUGGUCCAAAUGACGGUAGCGGUCUGAUCUAUAGUCUGAUCUUGGCUCAAACUCAUCGUCCUUUACAUCCGACAUUACCAAUCACAACCUUGGCUUUUCCGGUGAAUCACGGUUGUACUUCUAAAGGAACGUAUGAAUCUUCAGCUUUUUUCAUACGAUACGAUCCUGAGACGAAGUCAUCGAUUCCGCUUGCGGGACACAGCGAUGUCAAACACGUUGAUACAACUGUGAGGAAUUCCGGAGAGGGUAGGGAAUUCUUAUUCUUUGGGGAUGUGGAAAGUGGUUGGAGAUCUGAUGGAGAGCUGAAUAUUGAUCAAGCCCGAGGAGAGGAGAGUGAGCGUUUGAACAGAGCUAUAUGGGAUGAAGCAGCCACUAGUUGGAUCGAAGGAAGAUUAGCAGGGGUUUUUAUAGAAUGCUCAUACGACUCAUCCCGUCCACAAUCACUCAUGUUCGGUCACCUAUCUCCCCCUGGUUUGUAUCACGAAUUAACCACUUUGGCCACUUUGAUAAUCAAACCACUUAAAGGUUUGAGGAUAUUCGUAACGCAUAUGAAAGAGAAUCUUCUUCCUCAUCCUAGUGGAAGACCCUUGCAGGAGAUUAUAAUGUCCGAGUUGGUGGACCUGGAGGAUAAGGGAAAGUUGGGUGUGGAGUUUAUUCAUGUUAAGAGGGGUGAUAGGAUAUGUGAGUUUGUCAACAAUCUUACACUCCCUUUCUUGUCUCCCAUCAUUCCAUACUUCUUCCGGCUGCCACUGCCCCUUUGCAAAUCAAGUCGGCAAAAUUCCUUCUUUCCGAUAGAAAAACAACCACUGUCAUUGGUCGUUUCCACUAUGUGA